AUGUGGAAGGAAUUGUCAAAGAUUCCCUAUUUUCGCGGAGUUGCCACUCUUCGCAAACCCCAGCGGACUUUCGCUUUCAAUUCAUUAGCAAAGACCCAAUCCCAGGCAGCUCGCAGGACUUUCAUUACCACACCUUUACGUCAAUCCCAGCCACAAGAUGAGGAAGACCACUUCCAUGACCGCAGCAAGCUGGACCCUCAACGCAGCGAAGAAACACAGUCAGCCACGACGGAUGAGGUUGCUACUCGUGACACCGCGUUUGAUCCGUCCGAGACCUCACCGGAAAGCGAACUAAAUGCGUCACAAAAAGAGACAAACAAGAAAGGGGAUUCGCGUGAUCCACUGACUGUCAGUCCCGCAGAUAAGAAUGUUAGCGGGACACGGGAUCCGAUGGAGGGGGGUGCGGCGAAGAACGCGGAUAAGGAAGAUGGUGCGCAUAGCAGCGGGGGGUCGCCGAGGAAGAAUAGGGAGAGAAAGUGA
Messenger RNA from Aspergillus nidulans FGSC A4, 480 nucleotides. RefSeq lists its product as uncharacterized. NCBI's taxonomy places the organism in Eukaryota, Fungi, Ascomycota, Eurotiomycetes, Eurotiales, Aspergillaceae. The coding region runs from base 1 to 480 and encodes 159 amino acids. The record is from RefSeq and is a predicted model, not a curated record. The transcript has a single exon.